Molecule: messenger RNA, 1179 nt
Organism: Ceutorhynchus assimilis (cabbage seed weevil)
Lineage: Eukaryota; Metazoa; Arthropoda; Insecta; Coleoptera; Curculionidae
Source: the annotation of a GenBank genome assembly
AUGCUUUUAACCCGUUUAUUAAGGAACCGCUCAUCUUAUUUAGGUAACAGUUACUAUUUAAAGCUAAAUCGCUAUACAAAUACAGCAGCAAACUACCAAUUCAAUGUACAGAUAAACAACAAAAACUUGAACAAUUAUAUUGAAAAAUUGCAACAAGAAUACACUGAAAUAAUUCAGCAGCCAAACUAUAUAAUAAAUCAACGUGUAAAUGAGUUGCAACCUCUAAUAAACCUACUUAAUGAGCGUAAAGCUAUUGUUUCAAAUAUCUCAAGUCUCACAGAGUUACUUGACUCAAACGACAAAGAAAUGAUGGAGUUGGCAAAACAAGAAAAACUUGAGCUGGAAAGCAAACUUCAGUCUAUUGAUGACAACUUAGUUGAGGCAAUAUUGCCCAACGAAACCCAAGACUCCUUUAAUUCAAUUGUAUUAGAAAUCAAAUCGGGAGUUGGUGGACAAGAGGCCAUGUUAUUCGCCCAAGAAAUCUACAACUUGUAUUGCACUUUUAUUGCAAAUAAAGGUUGGCAAUACGAAAUAGCAGAAUACCUGACAACAGACCUAGGAGGCUUGAGACACGCUUCAAUUUUAAUCGAAGGCCCUCAAGCAUUCAAAUAUUUCAAACACGAAGCAGGGGUGCACCGAGUGCAACGGAUACCCUCAACUGAAAAAAGCGGCAGGAUUCAUACCAGCACGGUAUCAGUAUUGGCAUUACCACAACCAAGCGAAAUCGAUAUUCAAAUCGAUCCAAAAGAUUUAAAAAUCGAGACAAAAAGAUCAACUGGUGCAGGAGGUCAGCACGUGAACACAACAGACUCGGCAGUCCGAAUAGUUCACUUGCCUACAAACAUCGCUGUGGAGUGUCAAGUUGACAGAUCUCAAAUUAAAAAUAGAAAACUGGCGCUGGCCAGGCUCAGAGCGAUGCUUUACCAAAAAGAGUUGGACCAGCAAAUUGCCGCAAUAGCAGCCAAAAGAAAAAGCCAAGUCAGAUCCAAUGACCGAAACGAAAAGAUUCGUACUUAUAAUUAUAAUCAGGAUAGAAUUACGGAUCACAGGUUGCACGGAGUGCAUUAUCACAAUUUGAAGGGGUUUAUGGUCAAUGGAGUGGAUUUGGAGAAGUUAAUUGAACAGUUGGACAAGCAGUUCAAAGUGGAUAGAUUAAUGGAGCUGGUUGAAAAUAGUUAA